CUCCCAUUUCUUCGUCGCUGAACCCCCAACGGCCGCCACAGUCCGAGUUAGGGUUUUAGGAAUCUAUCGCCGGCGGCCAUGAUCGGCCGUUUGAUCCCCUUACGCCUUUUCCGCUCCUCCGGGAGCCUCCGACUUUCCCGCUAUGGCGUCGCUUCUGCUGCCGCUCACCCGUCCUCCGUCUUCAGCACUCAUCCCGAAGAUUAUCCUCUCGGUUCGAAGUUUUUUACUACCCGCUCAUCGAGGUCGGGUCUUGGCCCGGGGACGCGGGAAAAUCGGAGAGGCGAUUUCAAGUCGAGGGGUGCUGCUGGGCAAGCGAAGAGUCUGAUCGACGACGAAGCAGAGCUCAGCGAUUGGGUCAGUGAUCUGAAGAAGGAUUCCUUUCGCUUGAGAAUGAAGAGCGAUGAUGACGAGGAAUCGGAUGGGGAGAUGCACAGGAGUUAUAAAGGAAGGGGUAGAGGUCGAGAUAGCGACGAGUUCAGUUCCAGGGGAAGACGGUCUAUGAUGGAUAGGUCGCCUUCUAGGAAUGAUGGGGGUAGAGGUCGAGAUAGCGAUGAGUUCAGCUCCAGGGGAAGACGGCCAAUGAUGGACAGGCCCCCUUCUAGGAAUGAUAGGGGUAGAGGUCGAGAUAGCAAUGAGUUCAGCUCCAGGGGAAGACGGCCGAUGAUGGACAGGUCGCCUUCUAGGAAUGAUGAUUUUUCUCGGGAAUCUAGUAGCGGGAAGUUCCGAAGUUUUGAAGGUGGAAGAGGUGGUUCUUUGCGGUCAAUGAAGGAUAAGCCACUGUCAAGGAUGCAGCGGGAUGACGAUUUUGAUGAUUUUUCUGGACCAUCUGGUAAAUUUAAGUCUCGUGCUUCCAGGAAUUCACUGGUUAAGAGACGGUUUGAUAGUGAUUUAGAGGAUGAUGAUGAUGAUGAUGAUGAUGAUGAUGAUGAUGAUGAUGAAUUUGGUUCUUCGUCUAGGAAAAGCAAGGGGCGGGGUGGUCAAAAGAUGCCUUCUACAUUUUCAAGAAAAGAUAAAAGAGAUAACGACUUGAGCUUUAAACAGAUGCGAGGCGUGGAUAGGUCGGCGGUUUCAGAAUCAGAUGAGGAGGUUUCAGAAUCAGAGGGAGAGGAAGAUGAAGAAACUGAGCAUGAGGAUGAUGUAUCUGGUUUUAGUGAUGAUUUUUUUGGCAACAAAGAUGAAAAAGAGGGGUCUGUUAAUGAUCUCUUGACGAGCUUAGGUUCCACCAAGUUAGGAAAUGAAGACAAUGCACACUCAGCGCCAAAAAAAUCAGAUUCAAGCAGUGAUUCUUACCUGAGUGAAACUAGAUUUGAUGAGUGCUCCAUCUCACCUUUGACGCUUAAAGGAGUAAAAGCAGCUGGAUAUGAGAAGAUGACACUUGUGCAAGCAGCGACCCUUCCUGUAAUACUUCAAGGUAAAGAUGUUCUGGCAAAAGCAAAAACUGGAACUGGGAAAACUGUUGCAUUUUUGCUUCCAGCAAUUGAAGUUGUCUCAAAAUUACCUCCUGUUGAUCGCGAUCAAAGAAGACCACCAAUCAAUGUUCUUGUUAUUUGCCCUACUCGUGAGCUUGCAGAUCAAGCUGCUGCAGAGGCUGAUAAGCUUCUUAAAUUUCAUCCAUCAAUUUGUGUACAAGUGGUGAUGGGCGGAACACGAUUAGCACUAGAACAAAAAAAGAUGCAAACUAACCCAUGCCAGAUUCUUGUAGCAACUCCUGGAAGGCUUCGAGAUCAUAUUGAGAAUACUCCAGGAUUUGCUACUCAGCUGAUGGGCGUCAAAGUUCUCAUCCUUGAUGAGGCUGACCGUCUCUUGGAUAUGGGCUUUCGAAAAGAUAUUGAGAAGAUUGUGACUGCAGUUCCCAAACAGCGGCAAACACUUUUAUUUUCUGCAACUGUUCCAGACGAGGUCCGCCAAAUAUGCUACAUUGCUAUGAGAAGAGACCUUGAGUUUAUUAAUACAGUUGAAGAAGGGACUGAAGAAACACACUCACAUGUUAGACAGAUGCAAUUGGUUGCACCGCUUGAGAAACAUUUCUCGACAUUGUAUAGUGUUCUAACUGAACAUAUUUCAGAAAAUGCUGACUAUAAGGUUAUUGUGUUUUGUACAACAGCAAUGGUGACAAGGCUGGUGGCUGAUCUUCUUUCUGAACUAAAACUUAAUGUUAGGGAAAUUCAUUCUAGAAAGCCUCAGACUUACAGGACCAGGGUUUCUAAAGAGUUUAGAGAGUCAAAAGGUCUUAUUCUUGUCAGUUCUGAUGUUUCAGCGCGAGGAGUGGAUUAUCCAAAUGUGACAUUUGUCAUACAGUUGGGAAUCCCUGCUGACAGAGAGCAGUAUAUACAUAGACUAGGUAGAACGGGCAGGAAAGGCCAAGAAGGAGUAGGCAUUUUGAUGUUGGCACCAUGGGAGGAUUUCUUUUUAAGUAGCAUCAAGGAUUUGCCGAUAACAAAGGCUGAAGCACCGACAAUUGACUUGGACACAAGAAAAAAGGUGGAACGAGCACUUGCACAUGUAGAGCUGAAGCACAAAGAGUCGGCAUAUCAAGCAUGGCUUGGAUACUACAACUCUAACAAAAAAAUUGGCCGUGACAAAUCCCAACUCGUAUCUCUCGCCAACGAAUUCAGCCGAAGCAUGGGGCUCGACAAUCCACCCUCUAUAGCCAAAAAUAUACUCAGUAAGAUGGGGCUCAACAAUGUGCCUGGCUUGCGAGCUAGAUAGUCCUUUAUUGGUUUAUUAAGAAACAUCUUUUAUUUACAUUUUUUACACUUUCCCUCCCUACGAAAAACAGCUUGGUAAUUUUUAACACUUGUCAGUAGUGUAUUGUGCUCAGAAUGAGUGAGAUCUUGUAAUUUAGCAGAGUUUAUCACCACCUUUGGCAUGCCUAAACUAUAUGCAUAUUUUUAUAUCGAAUGUUAUUAACUGUCUGAAUAGCAAAUCUUUGUCGAGCAGAUUUUGGAAUCA
Zingiber officinale is the source of this 2952-nucleotide messenger RNA. RefSeq names its product DEAD-box ATP-dependent RNA helicase 31-like. The record is from RefSeq and is a predicted model, not a curated record. Gene Ontology annotation, molecular function: ATP binding; RNA helicase activity; nucleic acid binding. The transcript has 10 exons. Bases 79 to 2709 code for a protein of 876 amino acids. Gene Ontology annotation, cellular component: chloroplast. Lineage: Eukaryota; Viridiplantae; Streptophyta; Magnoliopsida; Zingiberales; Zingiberaceae.